Molecule: messenger RNA, 6362 nt
Organism: Candoia aspera
Lineage: Eukaryota; Metazoa; Chordata; Lepidosauria; Squamata; Candoiidae
Gene: CLTCL1
Product: clathrin heavy chain like 1
Exons: 33
Coding region: 53-5095 (1680 amino acids)
Biological process (GO): intracellular protein transport; receptor-mediated endocytosis
Cellular component (GO): clathrin coat of trans-Golgi network vesicle; clathrin coat of coated pit; clathrin-coated endocytic vesicle
Molecular function (GO): structural molecule activity; clathrin light chain binding
Source: RefSeq, a predicted model, not a curated record
UCCCGCUUCUUUUCCGGGGGGGGCCGCAGAGGGCUGCCCCGUGCCGCCCACCAUGGCUCAAAUCCUCCCCAUAAGAUUCCAGGAGCAUUUUCAGCUCCAGAAUCUUGGAAUUAAUCCAGCCAACAUUGGGUUCAGCACGUUGACUAUGGAAUCGGACAAAUUCAUCUGCAUCCGAGAAAAAGUUGGUGAACAAGCACAGGUUGUGAUUGUAGACAUGAGUGAUCCAACAACUCUCAUUAGACGUCCUAUCUCUGCAGAAAGUGCCAUUAUGAAUCCUGCUUCUAAAGUAAUUGCUCUGAAAGCGGGGAAAACCCUCCAGAUUUUUAACAUAGAGAUGAAAAGUAAAAUGAAAGCACACACCAUGGCUGAAGAAGUGAUUUUUUGGAAGUGGAUCUCUGUGAAUACCGUCGCUUUAGUGACAGAGACUGCAGUGUAUCAUUGGAGCAUGGAAGGAGACUCUCUGCCCCAGAAGAUGUUUGACCGACACGCCAGCCUUGCAGGCUGCCAGAUCAUCAACUACAGGACAGAUGAGAACCAAAAGUGGUUACUCUUAAUUGGCAUAUCUGCCCAGCAAAACCGUGUGGUGGGUGCCAUGCAGCUGUAUUCGGUGGACCGCAAAGUCUCCCAGCCCAUAGAGGGGCACGCUGCAGCCUUUGCUGAGUUCAAAACCGAAGGAAAUGCCAAGCCUUCCACCCUUUUCUGUUUUGCCGUGCGAAGCCCUGCAGGAGGCAAGCUUCACAUAAUUGAAGUGGGUCAACCUGCCACAGGAAACCAGCCCUUUGUCAAAAAAGCAGUCGACGUCUUUUUUCCUCCAGAGGCGCAGACGGAUUUCCCAGUUGCAAUGCAGAUUGGAACAAAGCAUGGCGUUAUCUAUCUGAUCACAAAAUACGGAUACAUACACAUGUACGAUUUGGAAUCCGGAGUCUGCAUCUACAUGAACCGAAUCAGCGCUGAAACGAUAUUUGUAACUUCGACUCACGAACCUACCUCUGGAAUUAUUGGGGUGAACAAGAAAGGACAGGUCCUUUCUGUUUGUGUGGAAGAAGACAACAUUGUAAACUAUGCCACCAACGUCCUCCAGAAUCCUGAUUUAGGUCUGCGGAUGGCUAUCCGAAGUAAUUUAGCUGGAGCAGAAGAACUCUUUGCCAGAAAAUUUAAUACUCUUUUUGCGCAGGGAAACUAUGCAGAGGCAGCCAAAGUGGCCGCGUCUGCACCCAAGGGCAUCCUGCGCACUAGCGACACGAUCCGGAAGUUUCAGAGUGUCCCGGCUCAAGCUGGACAAGCCUCGCCCUUGCUGCAGUACUUUGGCAUCCUCCUUGACCAAGGCCAGCUCAACAAAUUUGAAUCUCUGGAACUCUGCCGUCCCGUCCUUCAGCAAGGCCGCAAGCAGCUGCUAGAAAAAUGGUUGAAAGAAGACAAGCUGGAGUGCUCCGAAGAGCUGGGAGACUUAGUGAAGGCUGCUGACCCAACCCUUGCCCUCAGUGUUUAUCUCCGUGCAAACGUACCAAACAAAGUAAUCCAGUGUUUUGCAGAAACUAGUCAGUUCCAGAAAAUUGUUCUUUACGCCAAAAAGGUUGGCUAUACCCCGGAUUGGAUUUUCUUGUUGAGAAGUGUGAUGAGGGUCAACCCAGAUCAGGGCCUUCAGUUUGCCCAGAUGUUGGUUCAGGAUGAAGAGCCUUUGGCCAACAUCAAUCAGAUUGUCGAUGUGUUCAUGGAGAACAGUUUAAUUCAGCAGUGCACUUCCUUCUUGCUGGAUGCGUUGAAAAACAAUCGCCCUGCUGAAGGCCACCUUCAGACUCGUCUUCUUGAGAUGAACCUCAUCCAUGCUCCCCAGGUUGCGGAUGCCAUUUUGGGAAAUCAGAUGUUCACACACUAUGAUCGAGCCCACAUUGCCCAGCUUUGUGAGAAAGCUGGCUUGCUUCAGAGAGCCCUGGAGCACUACACCGAUCUUUAUGAUAUCAAGCGUGCCGUUGUACAUACCCACCUUCUGAAUCCAGAGUGGCUGGUGAAUUUCUUUGGCUCCCUGUCUGUCGAAGACUCUGUCGAGUGCCUACGUGCUAUGUUGUCUGCCAACAUCCGACAAAAUCUGCAGCUCUGUGUUCAGGUAGCUUCGAAGUAUCACGAACAGUUGGGCACCCAAUCCCUUGUGGAACUCUUUGAAUCCUUCAAAAGCUAUGAAGGGCUCUUUUAUUUCUUGGGUUCUAUUGUCAACUUCAGCCAGGAUCCAGAUGUCCACUUUAAAUAUAUCCAGGCUGCCUGCAAGACUGGCCAGAUCAAAGAAGUUGAACGGAUCUGCCGCGAAAGCAACUGUUACAAUCCAGAACGAGUGAAAAACUUCCUGAAGGAAGCCAAGCUUACAGACCAGCUUCCCCUGAUCAUCGUCUGCGAUCGAUUUGACUUCGUUCACGACCUGGUGCUUUACUUGUACCGUAACAACUUACAGAAGUACAUUGAGAUCUACGUUCAGAAGGUAAACCCGAGCCGCAUCCCCGCGGUUGUGGGAGGACUCCUGGACGUGGAUUGCUCUGAAGACGUGAUUAAGAACUUGAUCAUGGUGGUGAGAGGCCAGUUUUCAACCGACGAAUUGGUAGCUGAAGUAGAAAAAAGGAACAGGCUUAAGUUGCUGCUGCCUUGGCUGGAGUCUCGGAUUCACGAAGGCUGCGAAGAACCAGCGACGCACAAUGCCCUGGCUAAAAUCUACAUCGACAGCAACAACAACCCCGAGCGCUUCCUGCGGGAGAAUCCCUUUUACGACAGCCGUGUUGUAGGCAAAUACUGUGAGAAGAGGGACCCUCACCUGGCCUGCGUAGCCUAUGAAAGGGGGCAGUGUGACCUCGAGCUCAUAAAGGUUUGCAACGAGAAUUCUUUGUUCAAGAGUGAAGCUCGUUACUUGGUGCGAAGAAAAGAUCCAGAACUGUGGGUCAACGUUUUGGAGGAAAACAACCCCUUCAGGAGACCACUCAUUGAUCAGGUUGUCCAGACGGCGUUAUCAGAAACUCAAGAUCCAGAAGAAGUUUCUGUGACGGUCAAAGCGUUCAUGACAGCUGACCUACCAAACGAACUGAUUGAGUUGCUUGAAAAGAUCGUCUUGGAUAAUUCUGUCUUCAGCGAGCACAGGAAUCUCCAGAACCUGUUGAUCUUGACGGCCAUCAAAGCCGACCGCACUCGGGUGAUGGAAUACAUCAAUCGUCUGGACAACUAUGAUGCCCCAGAUAUUGCCAAUAUUGCCAUCAGCAAUGAGCUCUACGAAGAAGCGUUUGCCAUCUUUAGGAAGUUUGACGUCAAUACUUCUGCCAUUCAGGUGUUGAUAGAACACAUUGGCAAUCUGGAUCGUGCGUAUGAAUUUGCAGAGAGGUGUAAUGAACCUGCGGUUUGGAGUCAGCUGGGCAGAGCGCAGCUUCAGAAGGACUUGGUUAAGGAAGCUAUAGAUUCUUAUAUAAAGGCUGACGAUCCCUCUGCCUACAUGGAAGUUGUCCAGGCAGCCAACAGAAACGAUAACUGGGAGGAUCUGGUCAAAUUCUUGCAAAUGGCUCAGAAGAAAGCAAGGGAGUCUUACGUUGAGACUGAACUGAUUUUUGCCUUAGCAAAAACAAACAGGCUUUCCGAGCUAGAAGAAUUUGUCAGCGGCCCUAACAAUGCACACAUACAACAGGUUGGCGAUCGCUGCUACGAGGAGGGAAUGUACGAUGCAGCAAAGCUGCUCUACAAUAACGUCUCGAAUUUUGCUCGCCUGGCCUCCACCUUGGUUCAUCUUGGGGAGUACCAAGUAGCCGUUGACAGCGCUCGCAAAGCCAACAGCACCAGGACGUGGAAGGAGGUGUGUUUUGCCUGUGUGAACGGAAAGGAGUUCCGGCUUGCCCAGAUCUGCGGCUUACAUAUUGUAAUUCAUGCGGAUGAACUUGAGGAGCUGAUAAGCUAUUAUCAGGGGCGUGGGUACUUUGAGGAACUGAUUGCUCUCCUGGAGGCGGCUCUUGGCCUGGAACGUGCUCACAUGGGAAUGUUUACCGAACUUGCUAUUUUAUAUUCGAAAUAUAAACCACAGAAGAUGAGAGAACAUCUGGAACUCUUCUGGUCCAGAGUCAAUAUUCCAAAGGUACUUCGAGCGGCAGAGCAAGCCCAUCUCUGGGGAGAGCUGGUGUUCCUCUAUGAUAAAUAUGAAGAAUAUGACAAUGCAAUAGUUACCAUGAUGAAUCAUCCUACAGAUGCUUGGAAGGAAGGGCAGUUCAAGGACAUCAUUGCAAAGGUUGCCAACGUGGAGUUGUAUUACAAAGCCCUGCAGUUUUAUUUGGAUUACAAGCCAUUGCUGAUCAACGAUCUCCUCCUAGUAUUAUCUCCGCGGCUGGAUCACACCAGGACAGUCGGCUUUUUCUCCAAGGUUAAUCAGCUACCUCUCGUGAAACCUUAUUUGCGUUCAGUCCAGAAUCACAAUAAUAAAGGAGUCAACGAGGCACUGAACAAUCUUCUGACGGAGGAGGAAGAUUACCAAGGCUUGCGAGCGUCUAUUGACGCCUACGAUAACUUUGAUAACAUUACCUUGGCUCAGCGUCUGGAAAAGCACAAGUUGAUUGAGUUCAGGCGGAUCGCCGCAUACUUGUAUAAAGGCAAUAACCGGUGGAAACAGAGCGUGGAGCUUUGCAAGAAGGAUCGGCUUUAUAAGGAUGCCAUGCAAUAUGCCGCAGAAUCCAAAGAUGCUGAGCUGGCUGAGAAACUGCUUCAGUGGUUUCUGGAAGAAGACAAAAAGGAGUGUUUUGCAGCUUCCCUCUUCACAUGCUACGACUUGUUGCAUCCAGACGUGGUCCUGGAGUUGGCAUGGCGGCACAACAUUACGGACUUUGCGAUGCCUUACUUCAUUCAGGUGAUGAGAGAGUACCUUACCAAAGUUGAUGGUCUGUUUAAUAAGGUGGAUAAGCUCGAUGCUUCGGAAAACCUAAGAAAAGAAGAGGAGCAAGUAACCGAACCCACUCCCAUAGUAUUUGGCCAGCAACUGAUGCUCACAGCCGGUCCCAACACCGUCCCUCCACAGGCCAACUUUCCAUACGGAUACACAGCAGCACCAGGAUUCGGCCAGCCACCGGUUUACGGAUUCAAUAUGUAACUUGCACUGCAGCAGACCUUUUUGCUGGUCAUCCUCUCUUCCCUUCCCGCCCCAUGUUCCUUUGUUGUCCGAGGAGGCACCAGACAACUUCCUCCGUUGGCUUUUGACUGCCUUUGCGUGGCCCCCGUGGUUCAGAGACAUCUAAAGGACGCUGUUAUUUAUCGCUAAGUCCUGUUACUUUUCAAUCUCCACAAGGCAGCUCCCCCUGCCUUUUUUUUUGUUUUGGUACCGACAUUUGGAAAGCUUUCUUCAAAACAUAGGUGGCAUCUCUGCUCAACCAGCAGGACAGCAAUAACUUCUUGAGGCCAGGAGGAGAUUCUGGGGUGGCGGGGAGAGAAGAUGUCAGGGAAAUGAAGAAGGAUGUUGCUGUUGCUUUCUCUUUCUUCUGCCGAAUCUUUUUUGCUAGCCCAGUUGUUUCUGGGUGGUAUCCAGUGGUCAAUGCUUAAGAAGUACUGUAACAAAUGACGCAGCCAUGCGAAUAAUGUGGAAUUAGCUUCGGAAUCUUCCUGGUGGGAGGAACAUAUUUCUAAAGUCCUAUGUAACCCUCCUCCUCUCCCCCCGUUUGUAGUGCCUGGCAAAAAAGGGAAAUUGACUACGUAGGAUGGGAAAGGGUAGUAGAUUUGGUAGAAAGCCACCGAGAAAGAAGAGGGGAAAGAAAACGCUUUUAUGCUUCUUGGAGUAGUUUUUGAAACUCUUGAUUGGAGAAUAAAUUGGAUCCUAUCUCAGCGCAGAUAUUUCCCCGAUGUUUUUUUCUGUAGUAUGUAGGGUGAGCGCAUCAAAGGGGUACUGGUGUUUAAAAGGAAAAACCACGUGCAGCUACCAAGGUUUACAGCAAACAUCGACGUAUCCAUGUGCCUGGGGAGCCAUAAGCACUGGAGAUGUAUGGUACCUCCAGGAUCACACUAAGAAUCAUACCAAAAGCGGUGUAUCGUUUUGCUCCCUCGUAUCUCCGCUCUGAAUCUGAAAGCUCCUGGCCUGGUGGUUAUUUGAACAGUCUCUCUAAGCCUUCCGGGCAUCCUGAGCUGACCGCAGUCCUUCAGAUUUAUUUUUCUUGGCUUUGCCGGAAUUCUGUGAGGCGAAGCACCUGCAUUCUUCUCCCCGGUAGAGAGCGCCACCUGACACGUGCUACUUUGGUGCCACUUCCUCAGAGAAGUUAUAUUGUUAACAUUUUAUGUACUUAAAAUUAGAUAACCGUGUAUAAUUUAUGGCUAUGGAUCUUGUGCUAAUCAUGAAUAUUAUGGAAGUCCAAUUAUAAACAUAAACCAAA